This is a messenger RNA of Aphis gossypii (cotton aphid), 1895 nucleotides long. RefSeq names its product short-chain dehydrogenase/reductase family 16C member 6-like. Bases 271 to 1425 code for a protein of 384 amino acids. Lineage: Eukaryota; Metazoa; Arthropoda; Insecta; Hemiptera; Aphididae. The record is from RefSeq and is a predicted model, not a curated record. Gene Ontology annotation, cellular component: lipid droplet. The transcript has 7 exons. Gene Ontology annotation, molecular function: oxidoreductase activity, acting on the CH-OH group of donors, NAD or NADP as acceptor.
GGCACAAUAGCUAGUAUAUUAUGUGUAUUAUACAUGCGUUACAGUGAUGAACUAGUGAAUAAACCCAGUGAUGUUCAUCGCGUCGUUAAAGAUUAGCGUUUCUUCGAGUUUUGUAUAUUUGUCUAAUAAACGGGUCCGAUAAUCGAAAAAAUAAUGAGGGAACGCCGAGUAUAAUAUUGUUCUAGUUACACAUGCACAAUUUUCAACCAGUUGUAUGGUUUUGAUUAAUUUUUUAAACAUUAUUUUUGUUGUUAAAUUCGUUUCGUUCUAAUGGCUAAAGGUUCGUCUUCUGGUGGUAGCCAAAGCCCUAAGAGGAAAAACGGCAAAUCUAGUAGAGUUAACAGAAACCAACCGACCUUAAAUGGAUCAGAUACAAAUUAUUCCAGAAACAUGACCAAAGCGCAAACGGAAAGUACUAAACCAGUACCAUUGGCACCACCUUCCACUCAGCAGUCAUGGAUACUAAAAAAUCCAAUUCCUUUAGUAUUAGAGAUACUUAUCAUCUUUCAAAUGUUUUUUGUUACGUUAUUUUUCAAGAUGUUCAGAGUGUUUCUGCCAAGUUCAAAAAAAUCUGUCAAAGGAAAUGUUGUUCUGAUCACGGGCUCGGGAAGAGGCCUUGGCCGUGAACUGGCCUUAGAGUUCGCUCAACUAGGCGCUAAAGUAGCGUGUGUCGAUGUGGAUCAGACAAGCAAUGAAGAAACGGUUAAACUUAUCGAGGCGAAGGUUCCUGGUGUGUCGGCCAAGGCAUACACAGUUAACGUGGCAGUUAGCUCCGAAACAGCUGCACUCGCCGUCAAAGUGGAGCUCGACCUAGGUCCGGUGGAUAUACUCAUUAACAACGCGGCCGUUAUCGUCGGUCAUACGUUCCUGGGUGCCCAGGAUCACACUAUUUCUACCAUUAUCAACAUAAAUCUGCUCGGGCAUUUUUGGAUGAUACGUUCGUUCUUGCCGGGUAUGAUGAAGAGGAAUAGCGGUCACAUUGUGGCCAUUUCAUCAAUUUCGUCUCUUAGUGGCGAGGCCAAACUAUCGGCUUACUCGGCUAGCAAGUGGGGUAUUAAUGGAAUGAUGGAAAGUCUUAGAGAGGAACUUCGGGAGCAUUCACACAACAAAAUCCAUACCACUGUUGUGAUGCCACGCCUAAUUAACACUAGUGCUGAUUAUAUGAAAUCUAUUAACAGCAGGUUGCCGGUGUUGAGUGUGGAAUAUGCCGCUAAAGCUACGGUCCACGGAAUUUUGACGAAUGAAGUUGAAUUCACUAUUCCUCACAUAUCAUAUUUUACAAAUAUUAUACGGAAACUGUUUCCCGUCAAUAUUUCUGAUUCGAUAAAAAAUAUUUUCUAUGUGAAAAUUAUGUUACCAUCACAAGAAUACCAGGAUAAUCUGCCUAAUAUGUCAAUCAUUAAUCGUACUGUAGCAACUAAUUAAAAAUAGCGUUUGUAUAACGUGUUUGUUAUUAAUUAAGUAAUUUAAAAAUAAUAUUAUAUCUUAUAAUGUAAUGAUAGUUCUACAAUAAAUCAAGCCGCAGGUACUUAUUUUGAAGUGCUAGCUGAUAAAAAAUAAUAUUUUAAGCGAUUUUGUUUUAAUUCAAUUAAAUACAUAUAAAUUAAUCAACUAAAUUAGCUGAUAUGUACACAAUUUUAUAGUUAUAACUAUCACAUUACGGAUAAAUUAUAUCAUAUUUUUUUUUCUGUCAUUUUAAUGUUAUGAAUGGGUUUUUAAAGUCUUAUACAAAUUUUAAAAUAUUCGUUAUUUAUACGUGUUUAUUUAUUAUAAAAGUAAAAAAAAAAUAUUUAAGGUGUUUUUUAUUUAUUUAAAAACUGUGUUAACCUGUUAUGGAAAAUAAAGCUGAUAUUUGUUUGAAAGUGUAAAAAAUAAAAAUAAAUAACUUUUCUGUC